Silurus meridionalis is the source of this 3986-nucleotide messenger RNA. Its product is annotated as death-associated protein kinase 2. Bases 229 to 1314 code for a protein of 361 amino acids. Gene Ontology annotation, molecular function: ATP binding; protein serine/threonine kinase activity. NCBI's taxonomy places the organism in Eukaryota, Metazoa, Chordata, Actinopteri, Siluriformes, Siluridae. The record is from RefSeq and is a predicted model, not a curated record. Gene Ontology annotation, cellular component: nucleus; cytoplasm. Gene Ontology annotation, biological process: protein phosphorylation; intracellular signal transduction; positive regulation of apoptotic process. The transcript is spliced from 12 exons.
CGCGCACUCGGUCAGAAAGCGCGUGCACGCAGAGCAGGUCCGGAGCGAAGUUAAAGGCUGGGAUCCAGAAAGUGCGUCUGCAUAAGGAACCCGGAAAAGAACCCGGAGAGGAACCCAGAAACGCCGCCAGGCUCCACAGACUGAAUAAUCCAGAGAUCUGAUACGGAAUGAUGCAGUUGAGCGUGUGAUCUCUGACUCUACUGCCGUAACCGAGGGAGAAGAUUCAUCAUGUCGGUUUUUAAACUGGAUAACGUUGAGGAUUUAUAUGAGAUCAGGGAGGUUCUGGGCAGUGGUCAUUUUGGUCAGGUGCGUGAGGUGUGUGAGAGAGCUACAGGUGUCCUGUGGGCAGGAAAGUUUCUGAAGCUACAGCGUGGCGCUGGGAGUCGCCUGGGCCUGGAGAGAGCGAGUGUGGAGAAAGAGGUGGAGAUCCUGAAGAGCCUGCAACACCACAACAUUAUGGCCAUCAGGGAUGUGUUUGAAAGCAAGGCAGAGGUGGUCCUCAUCGUAGAGCUAAUUCGAGGUGGUGAGCUGUUUGACUUCAUCGCUGAGAAGGAGAGCCUGAGUGAGUCGGAGGCGAUUGAGUUCCUGAAGCAGAUUCUCAAGGGAGUGAGCUUCAUGCACAACAAACACAUCGGCCAUUUUGACUUAAAGCCUGAGAACAUCAUGCUCUCAGAUAAACGAGGGCCUCAUCCUGAUAUAAAGAUUAUUGAUUUCGGCAUGGCUCACUGCUUUCUACAAGGAGAGGACUAUAAGAGCAUGGGCGGCACCCCUCAGUACAUUGCACCUGAGAUCAUCAACUACGAACCUCUCAGUACAGCAGCAGAUAUGUGGAGCAUCGGUGUCAUCACCUACAUCCUGCUGAGCGGUCUUUCGCCGUUCCAAGGUGACACAAAUGAAGAGACUCUGAAGAACAUUCUGGACAUGAAGUAUCAGUUUGAGCCGCACUUCUUCAGCCUCACAAGCUCUAUGGCCAAAGACUUUAUCCAGAAACUGCUGGUCAAAGAGCAGAGUAAGAGGAUGACUGCUGAUGAAUGCCUGAUUCACCCCUGGAUUAAACCUCUCAAUCAGACACAGAUGGCGAAGAGAAACCGCUCAUCCAUCAACAUGAAGAACUUCAAAAUGUUUAAUGCUAGAAGAAAGUGGAAGAUGUCCUAUAACAUGGUGUCGGCCUGCAAUCGUCUGAGCAAACUAAAGCUGGUGUGUAAAACAAGCGCCUUGGAAAAAACAGAGCUGAGAGAUUGUGAGAGCGAUCAGGAAGACACUCAGACAAAAACCACUUCUCUCUUACGUCGGAGACUGAGCAACAGUUCCUAGAGAAGAGAUGUGAAAAAUGGAUUCCUCUGCAGAGCUUUAGGAAAACAGGUGAAGUGCAGGGUGAACAUCAUUACUAGGAGACAUAAGGAGCUACAGCACGAGACGAGAGUUCAUAUGGUGAACCAAACCCACAUCGUUCUCUAAACCUGUGGUCUUCAUCCACCAUGUUGCAAACCAGGACCAGGCCAUGGAUUAUUUGGUACCAGGACACACAGCAUGAAUUAAAACGUUUUAAUGUUUAUUUAAUUUCCAUUUUAUUGACUUUCCAGGUCUGCAGCAUAUUUUAUUUUAUUUGAUUGAAAAUGACCACUUCCAUUUAUUCCACUUUCCUGCAUUGUUCAGUUGCAGUUUUUUUCGAUAAAUUAAACUCUCACUGAUUCUGCAUUAUGGUGAGUGAAGUUACAUUUUCGUUAUAUAUGUAAUUAAUAAAAUGAAUAAUAUGAUCUGCACGUUAUUAUGUUUAGUUACGCCAAUAAGUUGCUGAGUGCUUUUCUGAACCAUGCAAGUUUAUACGUUUACUGUAUUUCCAGACACAUACAUCUGCAAGGCUACAUGAUAAAGAGCUGAGAGUUCACAGCCCCCAUAAACCCUGAGCUUUGCUUUAGAACAUUUGAGAACAUCUCUCUGAAGCUUCUAGUGCCAACUUUACAUGCCAUUACUUUAGUAACUGAAGUUAAGAUCAUUGUAGAUUUUGUGAGUCGAUGUAAUUUCUGUUCUAAACAUUACAAAUGAUUUUUUUUAAACUUUAGACACGCACAAUAUAGUUACUACAUUAAAAUAUUAAACACUUGCUAAUCAGAUGUACAUCGACUUCAUGGCCAGUUACUGUUCCAGCUGGUGAGCAGGUUCACUCUGCAUUCUGACUGGGGAGAAAACCCGCUAGUUUGUACAAUAGUUAGUUAAUUACCAAGAAAAUGUGUGUUUCUUUUGUACAUAGUUUACAGGAAAUAUAUACGUCAACUACAGCAGAAUCACUUCAUUCUUACUCCUCUCUCUGGACUGCAAGUGUUCUUCUGUGUGUUAUCUCCACGAUUCGAGUAAAUCAACAAGGAUAUUAUGAGAAUAGAACCUAAUGUCUAGGUUCUGGUAUUCGGUUAAUAUUUCUGGGACGAGUCUUUGGGGAUUUGAGAAUAUUUACUUAAUAAAUGGAGUGAAGUAGACUUUCACACUGUGUGCCUUAAACAAUAUAAAACAUAACCACUGAUUUACUUGCUUGUGUACGUUUAUCACACCCAGAGACAUCCAUCUGUGUUUAGAUUGAAGCCAAGUUCGAGGAGCUCCAGGAGCAUCAGGCUGUGUGUUUAUGCAUUCUUAUGAUGUCUGUUACAGUGGAAUGCAGAACUGAUUUUUUUGGUGACUAAGAAAACUUGGUGUAUCUGAGAUUCAUAUUUUUAUUUAACGAUUGUAGAAUUGAAACGAAAUCAUCAGAGCACAAAUAUCCCAAUAUCGCCAUUUUCAUCAUAACUAUAAUGUAACUGUUACACAGAUGAGAAUAUUUCUGUAUAAUUGGUUCGGAAGUAGGAGAGAUUCCCAUGUUCUUGUUUUCUUUUAAAUAUAAAGAGCAGAGUCACCAGGUAACUUUCCCAAAUACAGUUUGUUUGCUUCAGAGACGGUCUUUAUAUCUAUUAACUCUGCAUAACGCUUCAAUCUAUUUGUUUUUUUAUUAUUUUGUAUUAUGGGUAAAUCUGCACUACCAAAGAAAUGUGCAUCGAAUCAUAUAUUUAAUUACUUUAAAUAUAGUGUUUGAUUUAUUACAGUAAGAUCCAGAAUAGAAUUUGAUACAUUUGGCCAAUUUGAAAUUGGUAGUGUGACUGAGUGGAGGUGGGACCAGGAUCAUGAGGUGACUAUAAUUUUAAACUCAACAAGGAAAUGGGCACACAGGAACCUCCACUGCUUCUGAAAGAACCUGUCCUGGCCUUCAUCCACACUGCUGUGGAGCCAAAGUGAAGCAACGGUGAUCAUGAACUAAAUUAUAAAUGAUAAAACACUAACAUUGUUCUCCAGCAAAUUAAUUAUAAGGCUACUAAUGUACUUUAUUUGAGAAUGUUUAAAGUUUUUCCCAGUUGUGGACCCACAAGUUCACACUGCUGCAGCACACUGGCUGAAUCCUAGAGCUACGUUUAAAAUGUGUUGGGGUUUUUUAUGUUUUUGGGUAGAUUAAUGCACAUAUCAAACUAAAAUGUUUACUGUAAAACAGUCACAGAUGCCAUUAUAAGGUCCAUGUCUUCCAUUUGAAAAGUAAUACAGUAAUAUUCAGGAUAAUUUUUGUUAAAAUCAUAUGCUUAUUUUUGCAAAUUAUUUUCCUAAUAUAUAAUUUAUGCCUUUAUAAGAGAAUGUUAUCUCGUGUGCAUAACUGUUGUACUGUUGAAUUUAAGCAAAUUUAUAAUGGACUAUUAAUAUCCUUUAACUGUUGCUUUGGUGUUUAAUAAAUGAAUAGCAACUGCAGCUGAAAUAUAAAGCAGCUGUAUUUACUUUAGCAGUAUUGACCUGUGCAGUUUGAGUGUAUUGUGUAUUUAUGUUUUGUUCUUAUUUUGUAGUUUUAUUCUUAACUUUCUGAUUCUUGUGAGGAUUCGAUCAUAUGCAUGUUUAUUUUUCUGUUAAAUAUUCUACCUAAUGUCGGAUUGUGUUUGAUGCUGUGUAUAAUUAAUAAAACACUGCCUGCUUUAAUCUCA